UCGGAACACUUCGACCACUGUAUCACGGACCUACGUCUCGUCUGCAUCUAGACCAUGGGCGCACCGGAAGAACUCGAAUAUCUCAAAUCUCUCGUCAGCCAGCUCAACGAGAAGAUUAAGAGCUUGGAGGCGAAAACAAAGACACCUGCGCCUUCCCCUCUCCAACAGCUAAGGACUAUUCUUAUUGGGCCUCCCGGUGCUGGUAAAGGAACCCAAGCCCCACGGAUACGCGACGAGUAUUGCGUAUGUCAUCUCGCAACGGGUGACAUGCUGAGAGAGCAGGUGGCUCAAAAGACCCCUCUAGGUGUCGAGGCGAAGAAGAUCAUGGACGCAGGAGGUCUUGUCUCGGAUGAAAUCAUGGUCGGUAUAAUUAAAGAACAACUGGAAAACAACAAGGCUUGCAAGAAUGGUUUCGUCCUUGACGGAUUCCCAAGAACAGUUCCUCAAGCGCAGAGAUUGGAUGGCAUGUUGGAGUCACGAAAGGAGAAACUGGACUCUGUCGUGCAACUACUGAUUGACGACCAGCUGCUCAUUUCGAGGAUUACUGGAAGGUUAAUUCAUCCCGCCUCUGGAAGAACGUACCACAAGGAAUUCAACCCUCCUAAAGUCCCCAUGAAGGACGACGUGACCGGAGAAUCACUAAUCCAACGUUCGGACGAUAACGUUGAGGCAUUACGCAAGCGUCUCGGCGUAUACCACUCUCAAACCGGUCCUGUGGCAGAGUACUACAAAAACUGUGGACUCUGGCACGGCAUCGAUGCUGCUCAAAGUCCGAAUUUGGUGUGGGACAGUUUGAAGAAGAUCUAUACCGGUGCCUCUCCCAGUAAUAGCAAGUAAAGCUGCCUAUACAUGACAGAUGUAUUCUUCGACGGAUAUUGCCUCUAUAUACCGUGCUUUAGACAUGCUGG
Marasmius oreades (fairy-ring Marasmius) is the source of this 908-nucleotide messenger RNA. It is a transcript of the gene ADK1, whose product is annotated as Adenylate kinase. Lineage: Eukaryota; Fungi; Basidiomycota; Agaricomycetes; Agaricales; Marasmiaceae. The coding region runs from base 55 to 837 and encodes 260 amino acids. The record is from RefSeq and is a predicted model, not a curated record. Gene Ontology annotation, cellular component: mitochondrion; cytoplasm. Gene Ontology annotation, biological process: ADP biosynthetic process. Gene Ontology annotation, molecular function: AMP kinase activity; ATP binding. The transcript has 4 exons.